Messenger RNA from Myotis lucifugus (little brown bat), 588 nucleotides. RefSeq names its product SLA class II histocompatibility antigen, DQ haplotype D alpha chain-like. Gene Ontology annotation, molecular function: MHC class II protein complex binding. NCBI's taxonomy places the organism in Eukaryota, Metazoa, Chordata, Mammalia, Chiroptera, Vespertilionidae. The coding region runs from base 52 to 588 and encodes 178 amino acids. Gene Ontology annotation, cellular component: membrane; MHC class II protein complex. The transcript is spliced from 4 exons. Gene Ontology annotation, biological process: antigen processing and presentation of exogenous peptide antigen via MHC class II; immune response; positive regulation of T cell activation. The record is from RefSeq and is a predicted model, not a curated record.
CAUUGCUCUACAACUCAGAGCAGCAACUGCUGAGACCACCUUGAGAAGAGGAUGGCCCUAAACAGAGCCCUGAUUUGGGGGGCCCUCGCCCUGACCACCGUGCUGAGUCUCUGUGGAGCUGAAGACAUUGUGGCUGACCACGUUGGGGCCUAUGGCAUAAAUGUCUACCACUACUACGGUUCCUCAGGCCAGUACACCCAUGAAUUUGAUGGAGAUGAGGAGUUCUACGUGGACCUGGACAAGAAGGAGACUGUCUGGCAGCUGCCUAUGUUUAGUGAAUUUAGAAAUUUUGACCCUCAGGUUGCACUGAGAAACAUGGCUAUUGCAAACUACACCCUGGGCAUCCUGAUUAAAAGCUCCAACGCUACCGCUGCUCCCAACAAAACAAACUGCCCCAUAUGUCACUCCACGGUGAUGAGGUUGGAGGCUGGGGUGCUGCACAUGGUGGGUGUAGACACCUUCACCCUGGGCAGUCAUUACAGGAUCAUCAAGAUCUGGAAGAUCCAGUCUAUGUUCCUACUAAAGGGAAUGAACGUAAAGCUGUCUACAUCCAUGCACAUGAUGUUUUUGAGAGUGGAGCGGGGGUGA